AUGAAAAAGAAAAAAAAAACUGAUAUAAAUAAAGUUACAAAAUAUAAAUUACUUCAAGUUCAAAUAUUUUUCAAAGAUAAUGAUGAAAAUAAGAGUGAUAAUGAAAAUAAGAGCAAUGAUGCGUUACUACAGUCAGAAUCGAAGGUCAGCAAUGAUGUUGUAGAUAUUCGUCAGUUUCAAGAAUUUCAAAAAAACUAUCUCGUAAUGUGCAAUGAUAUAAAAUGGAAGCUUCCAUCCGGAAGUUAUGUUGAAGAAGAUCAAGAAUAUAUCAAGACAUACAAUGCUAUGGCUGACCCUGAAUUAGAGGAUGGGCUAAUGGAAUACCUUGUUACAUUUAAUGAAACUGAUAUUUCAAAGAUGCGGGAUAAAAUUAAUGCAGAGAUAGACAUGACUCCAUAUGAUCCUAAAAAACACUUUGAUUAUCAAUAUGUCUAUCAAGUUUUUGCUAACCUGGGGGAAGGAUGCUCACUUGCAUCAUCAGAACGAAAAAUAAAGCAAGAGAAAGUGCAAAAACAAGGUCUAAAAUUGGCAGGAAGUGUGAUGGAAUUUAGAGAUUACAUCAAUCGAAGAAUAUGCUAUGUAGAAGAUCUAAUAUUUUUAAUUCACGAAGUCCUUGUUGCCAAGCUUCGUAUUAAGCAAAAUAUAGAACUAUCAAAUAAAAAAUGCAAUAAUUUGAAAGAAGCUUUAAGAAAUAAACAGAGCAAGAGGUCAAGAUCUGAUAAUGAUUUGCCAGACAAUCAAACUUCUCCUCGAAAAAAGUCAAGUUACAUUAUUUUAGCUUUUAAUUAA
Messenger RNA from Rhizophagus irregularis DAOM 181602=DAOM 197198, 789 nucleotides. The record is from RefSeq and is a predicted model, not a curated record. NCBI's taxonomy places the organism in Eukaryota, Fungi, Glomeromycota, Glomeromycetes, Glomerales, Glomeraceae.